AUGUUUAGGGCAGCCAAAUUCCAUCCUGCCGCGCGUCAGGCGAUGUAUGGCGUUAGAUUGCAGUCCACCAUACCAAUCAAGAGCGCCAAAAAGUCGCGGCCAUUUAGAAGGUUCCUGUUCCGGCUGUCCAUGUUGACGGCAACGUUCUACCUUGGAGGAGGCUUCAUUGCCACGAAAAAUGACACUGUGCAGGAUCUGUUUGAGGACUACGUUCCAUUCGGUGACUCGGUGGUGUCGACCAUUGACUACUACCUAUACCACAAGGACGAGCUACUGAACCCCUUCUCGAGGGUCAAUGACUCGUUUGCCGAGGUGAAGGAGAAGCUGGGUCUGGAGAAGACCAUUACAAUUCCCAAACAGGGUGUUCAGAGCGACAAGGUUGAAUUGAAGGAGGCCCCUGCCGCCGGCUCCACAGAAGUGGCCGUGGGCCGCAGUCUGCCGCUUUUGCAUCUCGAGUCUGGCGACGAGGUGAUCGACAGCACUGUCAAUGCUUUGAACGAGCUGAUUGCCGCAUUGAACUUGAAGGUGACCAGUUUUGAGAACCACAAAGUUGUGGAAUCAUUGCAGAAGAGCCUGCUGCUGUUGGCCGAGAAAUACCGCGCCAUCAGCUUAUCCAAGAGCCAGGAACAGGCCAGUCUCGACGACAAGCUAAAAGCUCAGCUGAGCCAGAAGGAGGUCGAGCUGACCGAGGAGUUUGUGCAAAAGCUGGAAGAGGCCAAGAAGCAGAUUGAGGAACGUCAUUUACAGCAACUGAGAGUCGAGGUGGAGGCCGCCAGACAGAAGAUCGAGCUCGAGGCGGCCAACCUGAUAGAGCAGACGAAGUUGGCAGCCAUCGACGAGUUCAACAAGGUGAUCAGCGAGAAGAUCGAUUCGGAGAGAAAUGCAAAACUCAAGGGAUUGGACGCUUUGGCCGCCAGAGUGGCCGAGAUUGAAAAAUACGAGCUCGAGCUCGGCAAGAGUGCCGGAGCGUACCUCUCGUACAAAGAAAUCAAGAAAAGUAUUAGCUCGUUGCAAAGACUGCUUUCCACGAACGAAACCUCUCCGAAACGCGGCGAAGAGCUUGUUGCCGAGCUGACCAAACUGAAACAGCUCGUUGCUCCUCUGGACAACCAACUGAUCACGGAGGCUGUGGCUGCUCUGCCAUCGAACGACAAGCUUUUGAGAAGCGGCGGGGUGCUAACUCAAUCCCAACUGAUCUCCAGAUGGGAGCUGCUUUUGCCAGAGCUGAGAUCUGUGUCUCUGCUUCCACCGAACGCCGGUCUUGUUGGCCACAUCUCGUCGCUGGUCUUUUCGAAAUUGCUAUUUGCCAAGUCUGGCAAGCCUGUCAAAACCGAAGAUGAGCUCAUUGGCAACGACAUCGAGUCCGUGAUCGCCAGAGUGAACACUUAUCUUGUCAAGAACGAGCUGGACAACGCCGUCGAGGAGGUGUCCAACAUGAAGGGCUGGGCAAGAAGACUUGCCGACGAUUGGCUGGUCGAAAGCAGACGCAAGCUGGAGCUACAAUUUUUGAUCGAUCUGGUCGACACCGAAGUGAAUGUCAGUUUGUAG
This is a messenger RNA of Ogataea parapolymorpha DL-1, 1548 nucleotides long. RefSeq lists its product as uncharacterized. The coding region runs from base 1 to 1548 and encodes 515 amino acids. The record is from RefSeq and is a predicted model, not a curated record. Gene Ontology annotation, biological process: cristae formation. The transcript has a single exon. Gene Ontology annotation, cellular component: MICOS complex. Lineage: Eukaryota; Fungi; Ascomycota; Pichiomycetes; Pichiales; Pichiaceae.